GUCAAAGCGAAUCCCUUUAUCCAAGGAACCAACACUCAUGCCCCUUAUCAUUUAUCAAUGUGUGUGGAAUGGAGAGAGAGAGAGAGAGAGUAUGGGUAAAUUAGAUGGAAGAAAAAAUCAGAAAGAAAAAUAAUCAAUAAGGGUACUUGAUCACUUAUACACGCAAACGCAAUGUAAAGAAACGUGGGAACCAUCCCCGUAAUUCAAUCCGUUAUUAACGACUUCAUUUUCACGUAAACGUUUUCCUAUAGAGAUUCCUUUGGGACCUUUACCUUAUGGCUUCAUCUUCCUCGUCAGAAUUUCGUCUUCUCUCAAGUAUCAAGUCUUAUUACUUAGUACCGCCAUUCUGCCACCACUGCCUCCGUUGCCACUUCUUCUCUACUGAGUGGAAGAAGCAGCAUUGAUCGAGAUCGAUGAUGGGCAUGGUUAGUUCACCGGAGUCGUCCACAGAAAGCCCUGACGGGCCGAGUCAGAUCUUCCCCAGCAUCUACUCCUACGAUGGGAAAGUCAUGUUAGCGGCCAUUGUAUCCUUACUCGUCGUAGUUUUCUUUGUCUUGCUGCUUCAUGCGUACACCAGAUGGUUACUGGGACAAGCCCACCAAAGGAGGGGACGCUCUAUAUCUAUAUCACAGGUAUUCGGCCCCGCCCGAUUACAUCAUGUUCGUGCAUUUGCUUACGAUGAUACCCACACCGGUUGCUCGGCCGACGGUCUCGACUCUUCAGUCAUAGCUUCCCUUCCUAUUUUCAUCUAUAAAUCUGAUCAUGAUGAGAACAAGAACGAGUUGGAAUGCAUAGUUUGCUUGAGCGUGUUUGAGGAUGAUGAGACGGGAAGGAGCCUACCCAAGUGCCAACAUGCCUUCCAUGUAGAAUGUAUAGACAUGUGGCUGCAAUCGCACUCGAGCUGUCCCAUUUGUAGAGCUCCCGUGGGACCCGACAAGUUGAUCGGAGUUACUCCAUUAUCAUCUGCAAGUGCAAUGUUACCCAGUGAAGAGGGCGGAGAACCCGUCGACACAACUUCCGGUGUUUCGGCCGCUUUUGAGGGGACUUCUCCUUCGGAUGCUUCAAUUGAGAUACAGGUAGACACAACUUCAGCCCCCAAAAUUUCCUCAUCGUCGCCACCGCAACCAUCAUCUCCGUCGUCGCUGGCUUCGUCGUCGUCUUUGGGUUGUUCGUUGAAGAGAAUGUUGAGUAGGAAUAGAUCAGAGCGCAAGGUGUUUCCUUCGUCUAAUGCAAAUGAGCUGAACGUUUGAUUGCAAAAUUUUCCUUGUUGAGGUUCCGAAAGUCUUCCUCUUAAUUAGAACUACUGAAGUAGAUGCAUAUAAUAUUAUAUUAUAUAUGUUAUUUGUACUUUGUACAUUUUCACUUCAUGCUUACGAUCGAUCCAUCUCUGUGCAUUUCAUGACUGAUGUUUCCCUUGCUCUGGUCCUCCGUCCUCGACUCGAUCUCCAAGCCUCCAACUCCAAGUCCGACUGAUGUAACGCGCGCGAGCACUAUUCUUUUUCUAGGGACGGGUUCGUUUGGUCGAAUCUGAUUCACCCGGUUCUCUAAAUAAAAACAACUUUGACUUUGCUAAGCCGCGCGGUCUUUACUUGAUAAUCCCAACAUUCAUCUUUCUGACUGAGUUACUGGGACCAGUGAACACAGCCGGAGUAGCUGAACUGAAUGAAUGGUUUAUUAUUAAUUUGUCCUUUUGGUAAAAAAGUGUUUUAAGGAAGUUGAGAUUUGAGAACUCUUCAUUCAAUUGUGGAAACCGAUCGAAAUUGGGUUCAGGCGUUCAGCUUCAGUAGU
This is a messenger RNA of Nelumbo nucifera (sacred lotus), 1788 nucleotides long. Its product is annotated as RING-H2 finger protein ATL64-like. Gene Ontology annotation, biological process: protein ubiquitination. Lineage: Eukaryota; Viridiplantae; Streptophyta; Magnoliopsida; Proteales; Nelumbonaceae. The record is from RefSeq and is a predicted model, not a curated record. Gene Ontology annotation, molecular function: transferase activity.